AUGGGUGCCCUCAAGUACGUCGAGGAACUUCAGAAGAAGAAGCAGUCGGACAUGAUGCGCUUUCUGAUGCGCGUUCGCCUUCGCCAACUUAAGGUCAUCCACCGCGCCAGCCGCCCCUCGCGCCCCGACAAGGCCCGCCGUCUUGGAUACAAGGCCAAGCAGGGUUACGUUAUCUACCGCAUUCGCGUCCGCCGUGGAGGUCGCAAGAGGCAGGCUCCCAAGGGCGCCACCUACGGCAAGCCCACCAACCAGGGUAUCAACCAGCUCAAGUACCAGCGCUCGCUCAAGUCGACCGCUGAGGAGCGUAUCGGCCGCCGCUGCGCCAACCUCCGCGUCCUCAACUCCUACUGGAUCAACCAGGACUCGACUUACAAGUACUACGAGGUCAUCUGCGUCGACCCCCAGCACAAGGCCAUCCGCCGCGAUCCUCGCAUCAACUGGAUCGUCAAGCCCGUCCACAAGCACCGCGAGAGCCGUGGUCUCACCGCCACCGGCAAGAAGAGCCGUGGUCUUGGUCGUGGACACAAGUUCAACAACACCACCGCCGGCAGGAGGAAGACCUGGAAGAGGCACAACACCCUCUCUCUCUGGCGUUACCGUUAAACCUUCUCAGCAUCUCGCUUGCUUGGUGGGACGUCUGGUCGAUUGUUUCAAGCGUAUGGGCUGGCGUGAAUGGAAACGGGUGUCCUGGGCUAUGUAGCUUCCGAACAGCUUGAAGGCUGCCAGGACUUUCAAAAUUAAAUACCAUGGAUUCAUGAUCUUCACGAAAGAUAACACAUGGACACAUCUUC
Messenger RNA from Pyrenophora tritici-repentis Pt-1C-BFP, 791 nucleotides. The record is from RefSeq and is a predicted model, not a curated record. NCBI's taxonomy places the organism in Eukaryota, Fungi, Ascomycota, Dothideomycetes, Pleosporales, Pleosporaceae.